AUGCCCAACCUCGAACGCCUGCAACUUCCCCUUCGCCCGAGCGAGCACUCGCUCGCGGCCCACAUCGCUGCACUCGACCUCCUGGCCGCGCGUCUGGAUGCCCUGCCUACCCGCUCGCGCUGGGCGGCGCGCGUGCCCCUGAACUCAAAGGCUAGCUUUGAGGGCGACAUUGUACACACGAACGAGGUCAAGGUCAACGUCGCCGGCGACUGGUGGGUCGAGAUGUCAGCACACGAGGCAGGCGACUGGAUCCGGAACCGGAAAGCGACCAUGCUUGAGGAGCAUGCUCGUGCCACUGAGGGACAAGCUGUGCAGCCCAACAAGGAGGAGCAGCCCAAUGUAGCAGCUGGCCAGCGCGUCCUACGUACCAAAGAUAUUACCUUUGAUCCCUUGCUGGGAACUCCACCCCAUCUUCCACAGCCCCAGCAGCAGCCCACCCCAGGAACACCGGCCAAGGCCUCGGCAAAAGCGGAGCCCACCAUGGCGCUUGUCAGUGAGGGUAAACAAGUAGACGUCCCGGAGUCGUUACAGAGCCUUGUCGACCUCGUCGGCGAACAUCUCCAGAACAAACUCCGCAUCCCAAAUGGCGAAUCUACGGUGAAUGAAGCCGGCGAACCGAUCUACGAGAUCCGCGAGGACACGGACGGGCGUUCUUUGGCUCCGAUGCCCGAGAGUAAGGGCGAGGGAUCCAUUGAAAUGCCGGAGAACGAGGACGCGAGGUACUUCUCGUCCGAAGCGGUGGAGCGGCGGGCCGCGCUGCGCCGACGCAUCUUCCAGGAGGGGAACUCGGACGAUGAGGACGACGACAUGGAUGUGGACAAUGUGGACAAGGACAAGGACGGAAUGGAUGUCGACGAUGACGAGACUCCCAAGGCUUCUCAACCCGCCAACAGGCUCCCGACGCCUCCCCAAGCUUCCACUCAACCUACCUUCCAGCCUACCUUCCAUUCCACCCUGCAAGCCACGCAGAUCGGCGACCUCGUCUCCCCGACAACACCAACGCAGGCUUCCAUCGCGUCGUUCCCCACUUCACCCGCCCGCGGCCCGCCCAAGGGCAUCUUAAAGCAGCCGAUGCGCAAGAAGAGCGUGUCGUUCGAUGAAAGCGUGCCCAUUCCACCUGACACACCGCCGCCACGCCGCCACGGAUUCCCUCUCGACCAGAUGAUCGCGAGCACACGCCCCGUUGACGCCCAAGGCCUCCCGACAAAGCAAGUGCCUACGCUCAAGAUGCCGCACCCGGGACGGCGGGCGGCGCCGCAGACGUUUGGCGGACUGCGGACAGGGUUCCUCGGUUCGACACCGAUCCUCAGUCUCGCCCCGCAGGUGGAGAGUAGCCGCGCGGCCAUGACGCAACCCGAGCCCCGGGAGUUGUCGGAGCUUGAGAUUGCGCGCAAGGAGGAGGAGAAGGCGCAGGCCAAGCUCAAGGAGGAGAAGGAGAAGAUGGCCCAGGCCAAGCCUGCUGUGCAGAUGCAGGUCGAGGAGAAGCCGCCGGCGGCGGCGGCGGCGGCGGCGGCGGGACCGAAGCCGAUCCCACUGAUGGAGACGAAGCCGACGGCGGCCAAGCACGAGAAGACGGAUAUGGACGUUGACGAGCCGCCAGCCAAGAUUCAGAAGACGGACGACCGACCGAAAAAGAAGAGCCUGUUCGCGCAGCGCCGCACCCCCAACUUCCCGAAGCAGAGCGAGACAGUGCCAAUGGUGACGAUGAAGGGGUCCGUCGUUGAGGCGCCUCCUGCGCAGCGGCAGACGGGCGUGCCGCCAACCGUCGGCACAUCUUCGUCACAGACGCCCAUGGUGAUCGUGGAUGACGACGAUGACGAUGACGAGGAUUAUGGCGAUCUUGGCGAGUUCUCCGACGACGAGGAGGACGAGUACGCGCUCGAUGAAGCACUCCUCGCCAGAGAGGUGGCGCUCGAGUAUCACCGCCGGCAGGCGUGGCAGCGGCCCAUCGACGAAGAUGAGGUCGACACCGAGGCGGCCGGAGCCGAGGCCGUGCUGGGUAUUCCCCGCGUCUCAACAAUCUCAGGGCAGGGCGAGGACCUGCGUAUCGUCAACCCCACAGCUGACGACCUGAGUCAGUUCCUCCGCGUUGGGCGAUCCGACGAUGGCGAGCUCGUGUUUGAGCAGCCUCUUGUGCACUCCGGCAGCGAGAGUGAUGGGGAGGACGACAGCCCCACGGCGGUGGAUCGACGCCAGCGCCGAACGAGGCGGAAGGAUGUUAUGGCCCGCCUUCUCCGUGGCGAGUACGAGGAGCUGCCCGCGCCUCCAACGUCUGCGCCCGGUCUGCGCGCGGAGCAGUAUACCGAGUCUCUGCCGCCUAGUGUUGGCGCUGUCCCCAAGAUUGAGGAAAUCGCGACUCCUUCCGUCUCUUCCACUGCCACUCCUGCACCGGCCACUACCGCCCCGCCUCCCGCACCCAAGCAGCCACCACCGACGCGCGACGUCGUCGAACGGACUGCGUCCGAUGCCCCGUCUGCACCGGCACCGCCGAAGAAGGUGUCGCGGUUCAAGGCUGCGCGGAUGCAGUCGUAG
Messenger RNA from Cutaneotrichosporon cavernicola, 2532 nucleotides. RefSeq lists its product as uncharacterized. The transcript is spliced from 3 exons. NCBI's taxonomy places the organism in Eukaryota, Fungi, Basidiomycota, Tremellomycetes, Trichosporonales, Trichosporonaceae. The record is from RefSeq and is a predicted model, not a curated record. Bases 1 to 2532 code for a protein of 843 amino acids.